Messenger RNA from Saccostrea cuccullata (small rock oyster), 607 nucleotides. RefSeq lists its product as uncharacterized. The transcript has 3 exons. The record is from RefSeq and is a predicted model, not a curated record. NCBI's taxonomy places the organism in Eukaryota, Metazoa, Mollusca, Bivalvia, Ostreida, Ostreidae. Bases 13 to 348 code for a protein of 111 amino acids.
CAUUGUUUACAAAUGGCGGACGAACCAAAAGAACACGAAAUGAAAGAAAGCGACAAUCCAGAAAAGAGUUUAGAAGAUUUUGUCACAGAACAUUAUAAUAAACAAAAAAAAGAAGGAAAAAUGGAUGCUACCGAGGAGAUUGAUGACAAAAGGACCAUGGACUUUUUUGCACGAGCCAUGUCAGAGAGUAAAAGGAUGAACUUAGAAGUAAACAAGUCAGAACAGAAGCUGGCUAAGCUACAUGCUGAGUUAGGGAAGGAGAAGGUGGCUGCAUGGCAGGCCGAGCACGCAGCUGAAGUUCUCACACCAGAGCAGAUGAGGCACAUGGGAUUCCAACAACCCUCUUGAAUUCUUUUCAAAAUGGAUAUUUGCAAUUUUUUUUUUAAGUGAAGGACUAAUUCUGUACUCAGCGAUAGACAGUCUACAGAAUCAAUUUACUGCUUGCGGAUGGUUUCAAAUGGAGAAGCUAGUUUAUACACAUAUCCUGAACUUUCAACAUCAUUAUAGCUAAGAAUUUCAAUAUAUUUGCAUUCCUGUACAUAUUUCAUUGCAUUAAUUGUAACUGUUUGUGUAAUGAUAAAAUAUAAACAAAUAUUUAAGUCUUAAG